GCGGCGCUCACUUGGAGCGCGGCGAGCGAGCGAGAAGAGCCUGAUCCAUGUCCCUGGCUGCCUCCCUGCCAGGCGCGCAAAGAUGAUGGCCAUGAACGCCAAGCAGCCUUUCGGCAUGCACCCGGUGCUUCAGGAACCCAAAUUCUCCAGCCUGCACUCUGGCUCCGAGGCCAUGCGCCGAGUCUGUCUCCCGGCCCCGCAGCUGCAGGGUAAUAUAUUUGGAAGCUUUGAUGAGAGCCUGCUGGCACGCGCCGAGGCUCUGGCGGCGGUGGAUAUCGUCUCCCACGGCAAGAACCAUCCGUUCAAGCCCGACGCCACCUACCAUACCAUGAGCAGCGUGCCCUGCACGUCCACUUCGUCCACCGUGCCCAUCUCCCACCCGGCCGCGCUCACCUCGCACCCGCACCACGCCGUGCACCAGGGCCUCGAGGGCGACCUGCUGGAGCACAUCUCGCCCACGCUGAGUGUGAGCGGCUUGGGCGCCCCAGAGCACUCGGUGAUGCCGGCACAGAUCCACCCGCACCACCUGGGCGCCAUGGGCCACCUGCACCAGGCCAUGGGCAUGAGCCACCCACAUACCGUGGCGCCGCACAGCGCCAUGCCCGCGUGCCUCAGCGACGUGGAGUCGGACCCGCGAGAGCUGGAGGCCUUCGCCGAGCGCUUCAAACAGCGGCGCAUCAAGUUGGGGGUAACCCAGGCGGACGUGGGCGCGGCUCUAGCCAACCUCAAGAUCCCCGGCGUUGGCUCCCUCAGCCAGAGCACCAUCUGCAGGUUCGAGUCUCUCACGCUCUCGCACAACAACAUGAUCGCGCUCAAGCCAGUGCUGCAGGCCUGGCUGGAAGAAGCCGAGGCCGCCUAUCGAGAGAAAAACAGCAAGCCGGAGCUCUUCAACGGCAGUGAGCGGAAACGCAAACGCACGUCCAUCGCAGCGCCAGAGAAGCGCUCACUGGAGGCCUACUUCGCUAUCCAGCCGCGGCCCUCGUCCGAGAAGAUCGCGGCCAUCGCUGAGAAACUGGACCUUAAAAAGAACGUGGUGCGGGUCUGGUUCUGCAAUCAGAGACAGAAACAGAAACGAAUGAAGUACUCGGCUGUCCACUGACUGCGGCGGGGCGCCGCGUCCGCGGCCGGGAGAGCCGAGCGGCUGUCUCCCUGGAGUCGGGGGGACGGCCAUGGGGGCUCCGAGGCGUCUCCUGGCAGG
Molecule: messenger RNA, 1198 nt
Organism: Phacochoerus africanus (Common warthog)
Lineage: Eukaryota; Metazoa; Chordata; Mammalia; Artiodactyla; Suidae
Gene: POU4F3
Product: POU class 4 homeobox 3
Exons: 2
Coding region: 83-1099 (338 amino acids)
Biological process (GO): regulation of transcription by RNA polymerase II
Molecular function (GO): RNA polymerase II cis-regulatory region sequence-specific DNA binding; DNA-binding transcription factor activity, RNA polymerase II-specific
Source: RefSeq, a predicted model, not a curated record